UUUCCUUUAGAUCGAUGGCUAAAGGUGAAUUACUCUCCAGUGUGUUUUGGAGCGAGAGGAGACCACUUUGGCAGAUUUUAUGCUCCAUCAAGUGGAAAGUUGGCCGCCAUAAAGCUGGUUCACCUGUACGGCUACGUGUCCUGUGCCACUUCCUUAGGGAGGUCCAGCUUCUCGUACUGGGGCUGUGGCUACCUCAAACAUCCGCAUUCUUGGGUAAACGAACUAGUGAAUGUGGUCAUAGCAACCUCAGUCAAUCACAUUCUUUUCCCACCCAGUCAGUUUGUCAUCACCAAUGAAAAGUGGUCCAAGAUUCCAGGCUAUACUUCGUUAUCUCCCGCUCUUGUUCUUUCAGCUUAUGCCCAUCCUCACUCGGUCAGUUCCGGUCAAGAGUUACGCUUAUGGUUCGGAGAGGAUUUUGUGAACAGGUCCGAAGGAGACAACGGAGGAAGAGCUUGCUGUGAUGUUUAUGUUGUCUAUGUCUAA
This is a messenger RNA of Porites evermanni, 483 nucleotides long. Lineage: Eukaryota; Metazoa; Cnidaria; Anthozoa; Scleractinia; Poritidae. The record is from the annotation of a GenBank genome assembly.